AUGGGUCGUCAGCAACAUUUCUUGACACCAUAUGUUAUAGUUUUGCAUGCAGCUAAAAAGGCAAAUAAGAGCAACAAAUAUGCUGCAAAAGAUGGUGCAAAGUUAAAAUCAUCUAAAAAAAGAUGUCAUACAAAAUCAUCUUCAUCUGAUGAAUCAUCUGUUGAUGACAAUAAUUCAAUGCUUGAGCAAAAUAAAAAUAAUAACUUGGAAGAAACAUUAUCAA
This is a messenger RNA of Funneliformis geosporum, 223 nucleotides long. The record is from the annotation of a GenBank genome assembly. NCBI's taxonomy places the organism in Eukaryota, Fungi, Glomeromycota, Glomeromycetes, Glomerales, Glomeraceae.